CGAGGGCGGAGCGAGGCCGGGCGCGGCUGGGGCCCCGGGCCCACCCGUCGCCGCAGUGGCCGGGCCGGCGGGCGCAGGGUGAAGACAGCAGGACUCGCAGAGACCGAGCCGCUGGCCUUGGUGACACAGCCAGAGCGGGCAGAGCCAGGACGCACAGCCAGCCAGCUGAAUCAGCCCACGGAGGUCCUGGCCUUUUUCCUGCCUCUUCAUCUUGGAGUCCCCAGAACUCAGCGCCUGGCAUUUAGUAAAGGACCUCAGCACUGUCUUCACUUCUAGCAGCUGUCUGCCUUCUUUAGCACUUCCUUAAAGUGGGACUUCUCCAGGUUUUAACACAACAUCCAACUUAGCUGUCCAGAGACAGCAGGAAAAUGGCAUCCGGUGAUGGAGAGGCCGUUACGCACAGGGCCAGGGUGGCCCCAGCAGAGAGGAUGAGCCGGUUUCUGCGGCACUUCACUGUGGCCGGGGAUGACUACCACUCCUGGAACAUCAACUACAAGAAGUGGGAGAACGAGGAGGAGGAGGAGGAAGAGGAGGAGCAGCAGCAGCCCCCACCUGCGCCUGCCUCGGGUGAGGAGGGCAGGAGCGCUGAGGCUGCCUCUGUCCCUGGGCCCAGAGCCCCCCUGGACUUCAGAGCCAAGCUGAGGAAGCUCUUCCACUCCCACCGCUUCCAGGUCAUCAUCAUCUGCCUGGUGGUUCUGGAUGCCCUGCUGGUGCUGGCCGAGCUCAUCCUGGACCUGAAGAUCAUCAAGGCCGACAAGAACAAGUAUGCGGCACAGGUGUUCCACUGGAUGAGCCUCGCCAUCUUGGCCUUCUUUAUGAUGGAGAUUUUCUUUAAGAUAUUUGUCUUCCGCCUGGAGUUCUUUCAUCACAAGUUUGAAAUCCUGGACACAGUGGUCGUGGUGGUCUCGUUCGUCCUUGACAUUGUCCUCCUGUUCAAGGAGCACGAAUUUGAGGCUCUUGGCCUGUUGAUCCUGCUCCGGCUGUGGCGGGUGGCCCGGAUCAUCAAUGGGAUAAUUAUCUCGGUGAAGAGCCGUUCAGAACGGCAACUCUUGAGGUUAAAACAGAUGAAUAUUCAGUUGGCGACCAAGAUCCAACACCUUGAGUUCAGCUGCACUGAGAAGGAACAAGAAAUUGAAAGACUCAACAAACUGCUGCGACAGCACGGACUGCUCGGUGAGGUGAACUAGGCAUCUGCCAGCUCCGCUGGGGAAGACCCAGUCUCCCAGGCCACAGGGUGACGUGGGCCCCGUGGGGUUCGGGCAGACACAGCCUCCGAGGACAGCUCUGUCCUCUCUCGGUCUGACCGAGAGCUGCUCGUGUUAUAUGACAAGCGUACCAACUAGUUUCUCAUACUAGACACUUUACUCUUGAUUGAAAACGAACAAACCUGGACAGUGACUAGUUGUAUAUAAAAUUUAAUCUCCUCAAAUGUACAGUUUUGAAAUUUCACAUGUCUCUGGUAGGGGCAGCACAUCCUUUUGGAUGAGCAUUUAGAGAGGAAAAGAAGGCAGCUGGCUUGGCUGCUGGCCCCUCCGAGCAGUCCCUCCUCAGUGCAGACGCUCCAGGCUCCCGGCACCCGGCCUGGGAUCCAGCUGCCUCAGCAGCUUCUCGCUGGCUCCACCUACUUCUGCCACCUGGCAAUGUUUUUCUCGAUUACUGUACAAUUAAUGUGUAAAAGCACCGCACUCCUUACCCUGGGCCCUCCCACCGCAUUCUUCCCUCAGUGGCAUCCCACGCCACCCCACCAUGUGGAGAGCCAGCGAGAUGUGGAGUUCGGCGUGGAAAUGCCAAUUAGACCCGAGCUGGCCCUGUAAUUAAUGUGAUCUUCGGGAGAAGAGCCCCUCAUGAGGCUUUGUACGCUCCUCGCAUGAUUUUAUAUGGUAUUUUGCUAUUUUUGUACUUAUUUCAACGGGACUUGAAAGAAAACCUGAACUCUGAACAAUGAACAUUUUUAAAAUAACUCGCAUUAAAGCGGGAUGAAUAAAGCAGAUAGACUCUCCCUGCGUGCACUGUGUCACAGGCUGUUCUCUGCAGUCUCCCAGGGACAACUUGGUUUCCACCUAGGACCUCCAUAUAGGAUCAGCUUGAAAUCAGAAGCAAGGAGAGCACAAUGCCUGAGAGGGAAAGGUUCUGUCGGGAGGGGAGGAGAGGGCCAGGGUGUUGGUUCAGGGGCAACCUGGGGUGAAGAGGAGUGCGACCAAGUGGUCACAGGUGCAGACCUUCACAGCGGGCCUUCACGACCACUCACGUCACACAAACGGGAAGAAGAAGUCGAAGGGCAGCCUGGCAUGGACGGUGGGCCGAGCCCGGAAGCCAGCCAGAGCAGGUGCAGACACGUCCACAAAAGUCACUGCCGUGGAAACGACAAUCGUCCUUCCACUUCCUGCGUGGGUCUGUAGUAAAAAGUCAGAGCUGCACGCCUGCCCUCCAGUGUGUUAGCAGGGGGACAACCAGGGGACGCUGCCUUCCCCUCACUGGCUGCUACACCUCAGGCGUCUGAUGGGCACGUGGUGGGCCAGCGAGCAGCUCCACCAGGCAUCCCAACCUCACCAGGCUCGGCCGAGAUGCGGCACUCACGAGACUCAAUCAACUCUAAUCAAGAAUGCUAAUGCCGACAGAACCUUGGCCAGUGGGGGCUUUUCUUUUCAAGUACAAGAAUAACUGCAAAACUGUUUUGAGAUUCCAGAUUGUUUAUCUUUUUUAUCAGGUAAUAAAUUUCACCUGUCAUAUCUGA
Molecule: messenger RNA, 2734 nt
Organism: Heterocephalus glaber (naked mole-rat)
Lineage: Eukaryota; Metazoa; Chordata; Mammalia; Rodentia; Bathyergidae
Gene: Hvcn1
Product: hydrogen voltage gated channel 1
Biological process (GO): proton transmembrane transport
Cellular component (GO): plasma membrane
Molecular function (GO): voltage-gated proton channel activity
Source: RefSeq, a predicted model, not a curated record